AACAUCGGCAGCACCCCAGCUCACACUGAGUGGCGCGAGCCGCUGCCUGCCCUCCCCUAAAGCCAUGCCCCCCGCAGAGAAAACCGUCUGUAAAGAACCGCCUCCGCUGCAAGGGACGCGACUGCCGGGUGUAGACACGCCCUGAGCGGCAUCCCCGCUACACAGCUAUGCCGCGCCGGCCGCUCCUGAACCAGCGGCGCGACACACUGCGUCGCGGAGCGCACCGAGAGGUACGUGGGAAACCAAGCACGAGGCCCCAGCCGUGAUCUUCUCUACAGAAGAGGAUAACAGUGCCAAGAAUCUAGAGAGAUGGAUGAGAAGUUUCAUGGACGACUGUCAGCACAUCAAUCCAUCGACUACAGACUGGGAGUCGGAUGUGGAGGAUUCCUCCUUAGUCAUAUUCUAUUUUUCUUCACCCCCAUCCGGAAGAUCCAUAGAAAAGAUGGAACCUCAUCUGGGGCACAGCGUCUCUGUGAAAGGACAUGAGGGGGUGAUAGUGGUGAUCGGGGACAUCGACCCCCCAGAGGAUGGGGUCAGAUCUUUGUGGAAGGAAAGUAAAUAUCCCCAAUGUGAACUGCACCUGUUUACAAGGACAGAGAAGGAAUGGAUUAGCCAAGAUCCUCAACAGCAAGAAAUGGCACGAAAAAUAAGGAGGGUCCAAGACAUCUUAUCUGGAGGUUCUCAGGAGAAGACAAUUCAGAAAUAUAGAAAGAAUGGUCCUGGAAAAGUCUUCUUCAUGCGGGAGUCUGCACAGAGUACGGGGCCCUGGCUGGAGCCGCUGCUGAGGACGGACAAAGUGAAUAUUAUUGUCACUGACAUCUCAAAGAUGAAGAAACUCUUAUCCAAGAACGACGAUGUCUACUGCAUCUUAAACCUCAGCAAAGAAACUCUCCGAAAACCCCCCCAAAAAAACAACAACAUCCUAAGAUUCUUAGAAAAAGGAAAGUAUGAUGUGAUAGUUGUGGUUGAUGAUCUGGAUGAUGAGGAUUCAGAGGAAGAACUCCUGGUGCAGUAUAAUAGAUUAAAGAAUAGACAAGCAGCACCUCUCUUCUUGUUCAGGAGGAAGGAUCAGCAGACAAAAUAUGUCUCAUCCUCCAGUGAAGAAGACAAGAAAAUCCAAGACAAGUGGGCAAAACUCCAGGAAUCAAUCGAGAAGAGAGUGAAGUCCAAGACCCCUGAGACCGAUGACCCCCAAACUAUUAUACCACCUGCGUCUACAGAUAAAAAGACAAAACCUAUAAAGGACCUCGGCACUGUUGGGAUUUUCUCUCGCUCUUCUACCACUGACUACUCCUGGAUGGAGACGCUGCUCAGGUCUGACCUUAGUCCAACCGUCUCCUCCGUCAGACCCUUCUAUAUAUCUAACAACCAGACUGUGCAGUUUUUUGAAGAACUACAAUUCUGCAAGUUUGGUAUUUUGUAUCACACCAAGAACCGAGGCCGAGUGAAUGUCACCGAUGUGACGGACUCUCUGUACGAUGAGGAGCUGGAGACCAUGAGCAUUAUGCUGGACUACUACUACAACUACUACCAUGACUACUACUUCGAUGACGACGCUUACUACGACUCCAACUACUACUUCAACUACUAA
Messenger RNA from Hyla sarda, 1591 nucleotides. RefSeq lists its product as uncharacterized. The record is from RefSeq and is a predicted model, not a curated record. The transcript has 9 exons. Lineage: Eukaryota; Metazoa; Chordata; Amphibia; Anura; Hylidae. The coding region runs from base 314 to 1591 and encodes 425 amino acids.